Molecule: messenger RNA, 1707 nt
Organism: Amborella trichopoda
Lineage: Eukaryota; Viridiplantae; Streptophyta; Magnoliopsida; Amborellales; Amborellaceae
Product: arginase 1, mitochondrial
Molecular function (GO): metal ion binding; agmatinase activity
Source: RefSeq, a predicted model, not a curated record
ACCACAUGAAUAAUUUGCACGCAAUCCCACUGAUUGCGGUAUAAGCACAUAUAUAUAUAUAGAGAGAGGUUUUACAGGGAAGGUUAUAUAAAAUUCCAAACGAAGAGAGAGAGGCUUAACAGUAUUUGAAAUGGCGGUGAGCAAACAGAACAUAUAAAUGCCUGGUGCGCAUUCACGUCACCCAAUAAACCCGGUUUUCAAGGCCAUGUCAUUCUCUACUCUCGUUGCUUCCUUUUUCUCGUAUACACGACGGAUACCCUUUGUUCGGUAGCUCCAGAAGCAGCACUCAGCUUUUUGUGUUCUUUCAAGGUCCUUCAGUUUUCUUCUAACCAGGUUUUUCGACUCUUCGGAUUCAUCUUCAAUUUUUUUUACAAGCCAGAGGUUCAGAAAUCAUCUUUGAUUUCAAGAUGAAGAAUCUUGGGAGAUUUACUCAUUACAUGCAGAAGAUUAUCACUGACAAUGUCCCUUUAUCAUUGCUUGAAAAAGGCCAAAAUCGUGUAAUAGAUGCUUCUCUUACUCUUAUUCGUGAAAGGGCUAGAUUAAAGGGGGAGCUUUUGCGUGCUUUGGGAGGUUGUGUAGCAUCAUCUUCACUUCUUGGAGUUCCAGUUGGACACAACUCAUCUUUCCUUCAAGGACCAGCAUUUGCUCCUCCUCGUAUUAGAGAAGCAAUCUGGUGUGGUAGCACGAACUCCACCACUGAAACUGGAAAAGAGUUGAAAGAUCCACGAGUAUUAACUGAUGUUGGUGAUGUUCCGGUUCAAGAAAUCCGUGAUUGUGGAGUUGACGAUGAUAGAUUGAUGAACACUAUAACUGACUCCGUGAAGUUGGUGAUGGAUGAAGCUCCGCUGCGCCCACUUGUAUUGGGUGGUGACCACUCAAUAUCAUUUCCAGUAGUAAGGGCUGUGGCAGAAAAACUUGGUGGGCCCGUAGAUGUUCUUCAUUUAGAUGCCCAUCCAGAUAUAUAUCAAUCUUUUGAAGGCAACAAAUAUUCUCAUGCUUCUUCAUUUGCAAGAAUUAUGGAGGGUGGCUAUGCUCGAAGGCUUCUGCAAGUAGGUCUUAGGUCAAUAACAAAAGAGGGGCAUGAGCAAGGGAAGAAGUUUGGUGUGGAGCAAUUCGAAAUGCAAACUUUCUCAAGAGAUCGUGAUCUGUUGGAGAAUUUGAAACUAGGUGAAGGUGCAAAGGGAGUGUAUAUUUCAAUAGAUGUGGAUUGUCUUGAUCCAGCAUUUGCCCCUGGUGUCUCUCACAUUGAGCCAGGGGGCCUCUCAUUCCGAGACGUCCUCAACAUUCUUCAUAACCUCCAAGGCGAUGUGGUUGCUGCCGAUGUUGUGGAGUUCAAUCCUCAACGUGACACUGUUGAUGGCAUGACCGCCAUGGUUGCCGCCAAGCUCGUUAGAGAACUAGCAGCAAAGAUGUCCAAAUGACACCCCCCACUACCCUCCGUACCGGCCCCACUAUAAUUGCCUGAAACCAUACCUAAAUCCUCAUAAGCAAUUCUUUUCUUCUCCAGUUUAUUGUGUACUUCUAGAAUAUCUUCUUCUACCAUCAGUGCGAUGCAUGUGCUUUUAUCUAGUACUUAGACAGGCACACACAUUCACCAAAGAUCUGAAAAUUAAUUGCUGAAGAACUUUCAUAAGGAUGAAGAAAAAGAGAACAUCCAUGAAUACAUUCGAAGUAUCAAUAAAUGAAUUCAGUAAUGGUCACUCUAAA